Colletes gigas is the source of this 800-nucleotide messenger RNA. RefSeq names its product structure-specific endonuclease subunit slx1 (gene slx1). Gene Ontology annotation, biological process: double-strand break repair via homologous recombination. Gene Ontology annotation, cellular component: Slx1-Slx4 complex. The transcript is spliced from 3 exons. Gene Ontology annotation, molecular function: crossover junction DNA endonuclease activity; 5'-flap endonuclease activity. The coding region runs from base 33 to 800 and encodes 255 amino acids. The record is from RefSeq and is a predicted model, not a curated record. NCBI's taxonomy places the organism in Eukaryota, Metazoa, Arthropoda, Insecta, Hymenoptera, Colletidae.
UUGUCUUUUGCGAAUGUGUUGUGAACCGUAAAAUGGACGAUACAAAAGUAAUAGAACAUUUUUUUGGUGUGUAUUUGCUAUAUUGUACAAAUCCAAAAUAUAAAGGAAGAACAUAUAUAGGAUACACGGUUGAUCCUCGACGUAGAAUCAAGCAACAUAAUGCUGGAAAAGAACAUAACGGAGCUUGGAAAACAAGUAACAAAGGACCAUGGGAAAUGAUAUUGGUAGUUCAUGGUUUUCCAAAUAGUACGUCUGCACUUAGGUUUGAAUGGGCAUGGCAACAUCCUCAUGUUAGUCGGCGUCUUAAACAUGUGCCUAAAAAAAAGUCGAACCAGAAAAAGUUUGAAUUUUGUUUAUUAGUGUUAACGGAAAUGUUGAAAGUUGGGCCAUGGUGUCGUUUGCCCUUAACAGUACGUUGGUUAGAUUAUGAAUUUUUUAAUGAAUAUUCCGGUCAUAUUUCAGCUCCUAUGCAUAUGCCUACAUGUUAUGGAAAAGUGAUUUCUCGAAAGGUAAAAAAGACAGAUGAUAGAAAUGAAUCUUCUAUGUUUUGUUUUAUAUGUAGUCUGUCUUUAAAAAAAAAAGAAUUAGUUAGUUGUAUAAAACCUAGUUGUCCAUUGGUAGCUCACUUGAUCUGCUUAGCAGACAUAUUUUGCAAAAAUAGUAUGAUUUUACCAAUCGAAGGCACUUGUCCUGUUUGCAAUACUAAUGUUUUAUGGGGGGAUUUAAUUAGAAAAAAAGUUGGCUGCUAUGGAAAUCUUAAGGAAUGUUAUUCUAGCGACUAUGAUUAUAUGCGAAUUUAA